AAACAUGGAAAGAUGUUCACAUUUUUCACACAUUUUCAAAUCAGCGAAUCAAAACAAGCCUUUUCAGAGGAGCUCUUUGACUUCAAGGCUCAAGCCGGUCAGAACAGGCGUUCCGCUCUUUCCAAACCCAGUGAGCGGGUUGGAGUGAGAUUUCGAUUGCCGCCACUCUUCUCUGUAUUUUCACACCGGCGAUCCAUGGCCGGAAAAUGGCUCCCGGCGGCCGAGCUCACCGCAAGCGGACGCCCAGUUCUCUGCCCCGGAGAAAUCGAGAGCUCCCUCCUCUCCUCCGUCGACCUUCAUUCUGAAGAAAACCCCAAUUUCCCCAACUUCAAGUCCGGCAUUCUCAUCCUCACCACUCACCGCCUCCUUUGGAUCUCUGACUCCGCCCCUGGCACUGCGACCGCGGUGGCCGUUCCUCUUGCUGCCAUUAACCACAUCUUCCCCCUCAAGAAGUCCAUCAAGUCUAUGUUCGCCUCCCCAAGGAUUCGCUUCCAGGUCUCCGCGGCCCCGGACGGCAAAGUGGAUGCCGGUGGAUCAAAUCUGGCCGUGAUCACGCUGGUGCUGAGAGGGAAGGGCGAUCACGAAGCUUUCGUGAGCAAGUUUUGGGAGGCGUGGAGGGCUCGGGCUUGGGAAAGCGAGACUCCGAAAUCGGGUUCGAGUUCGGGCACCGGAGGGUCUGGUUCGAGGGAGGGAGAGUCCGGGUGGUCUAGUAAUGGAUUGCGGUUGGCGGGGGUUUCGGGGAUUCUGAGGAAGGAGCAGGAGAUGUGGGAGAGCACAGAUAAGAGCUUGCAGGAGGCUUUUCAAGAUUUGAAUGCUCUCAUGAGUAAGGCUAAAGAGAUGGUGAUGCUAGCUGAGAAAAUGAGGCAGAAACUUUUAUCUGGUCCAACAACUCAACCUGGGGCAAAUGAUGAGGAAAUGGGUUCCAAACAAGAGAUGCAAGAUUGGAUGUUGAGUGUUGGUAUUGCAUCCCCAGUGACAAAAGAGUCUGCUGGUGCUCUUUAUCACCAACAACUUUCCCGCCAGUUGGCAGAUUUUGUCAAAAUUCCACUUGAGAAAGCUGGAGGAAUGAUUAAUCUUAUAGACAUCUAUUGUCUUUUCAAUCGCGCCCGUGGCACAGAAUUAAUAUCGCCAGAGGAUUUAUUACAAGCGUGCUCUAUUUGGGAGAAGUUUGAUGUGUAUGCACGACUUUAUUUUGAGCUGAUUCAUGUUGCACUAGGGUCAUAUAUUGAAUUUGAGAUUAUGAUGCAAAUGUGGAAACUAAUGGUUGUCAUUACUCAUGUCCAGAGAAAUUUAAUUGUCAGAGUUAUGGGCUCAUGUUUAGAUGUUUCUAGAAAUUUUUCUUAUUGUUUUUUGUUUGACAGUCCAGUGAUGCUUCGGAAGUUUGAUAGUGGAGUCAUGGUCAUCCAAAACAAGUCUCACACGGAUGAAGAGGUGUUUGCUAGGAUCAAGUCCCUUGCCCUCAAGCCUGAUGCUCUCAAAACUGGGUUGAGUGCAAGUGAUGCUGCAAUGACAUUAGGGAUUGCUCCAGCUAUGGCCAAGGAGCAUCUUCUAACUGCUGAGAGUAAAGGUUUUCUAUGCAGAGAUGUAAGCGCAGAUGGAUUUCAAUUUUAUAUUAAUUUCUUUCAUGAAAUUGAUCCAAGUGAUUUAUACUUUGUGAAAGAUUAUGGGAUCUAUGACACGUGGGUUAAGGCUGCCCUUGCUUCUUGGUGAGAGAUGCCCUGCCCCUAAAAUCCCUUUCUAUUUCUUUUCCUUCUUUCCUUUUGAUGCAAUGGAAAAAAGAACAAUUUUUAGGUGUGACCAAAAUACCAUUUUCUUUUAUAAAUGCUGAGAAUUUAAAGUCAGCUGAGGUGGUUUAUAUUCAUUUUUCUUGUCCUCUCAUUUCUUUAAUUUUCUUUCUUAAUUAUUAUUAUUAUUAUUAUUAUUAUUAUUAUUUUGUAUUUAAUGGUUAAGUUGGGAAUUGAGCACAGAUUCAAGGUCACGGAAUUGCACUGCGAAUUUAGUUCUCAUUGUUGGACCCCAGAAGAAAAGAUUUCAUUCACACUUAGGUGCUGUUAAAGCUGCCACCUGCUUUUAGUCAGAUUCAAUCCUACAUAUAUAUAAUGGAGGAAGGCCAGAGGCAAAAGCACACUGCUCAUUUGUAUGUAUUAGUUGUAUUAUAAACAAUGUUGAGCCAUUUUAUAGAGUUAGAAAAAGGGUGUGGGGUGGGGUGGUGUGGGAGGAAGCCUGCACUGGACACAUGUGACUGGGAAAAGAUGGUAUAUGCAUCCCACAUGGUUAAAUUUUGUUCAAUAAAGAAGCAUUUUGGUGCUUGCACCUUGUCGUGCAA
Molecule: messenger RNA, 2326 nt
Organism: Vitis vinifera (wine grape)
Lineage: Eukaryota; Viridiplantae; Streptophyta; Magnoliopsida; Vitales; Vitaceae
Product: vacuolar protein sorting-associated protein 36
Exons: 7
Coding region: 13-1710 (565 amino acids)
Biological process (GO): protein transport to vacuole involved in ubiquitin-dependent protein catabolic process via the multivesicular body sorting pathway
Cellular component (GO): late endosome membrane; ESCRT II complex
Molecular function (GO): ubiquitin binding; phosphatidylinositol-3-phosphate binding
Source: RefSeq, a predicted model, not a curated record